AUUUAAUUACAGCCACCACUUUUAUUCGCUGUUUCCACAGAACAAUUCCAAGAAUUUGAGCCACCUACAAAUAACCAAAUCUUAAAAUACUGCGACAGGCAGUAUUAGGAAGUAUUAAAAUAGACCAUGGUGUGUACACAGCAUGAGGCUGAAAGGCACUCAUUCAGAUGAAGACAUUUAACAUUUAACACGAAAUGGUCCGGGCGUUCGUGGAGGAUGAAAAUUCGCAAAAAUUUUCUGCUAUCCUUGAUAGUGUGUGCUGUCUCUAUGGAUAUUUUUGUGUGUAGGAGUGCCACCACCAUCAAAAUUGGUGCCCUUUUCGAUGCCCCCGACCCCUACAAAGAGCGAGCUUUCGCCUUGGUCAUCAAAGAGCUCAACUCCAGACAUGUGCACAGCACGUAUAAAAUCCAAGCAGUUGUGGAACAUCUAAACGGCGACGAUCCUCUGGAGGCAAUGACAGCAACUUGCUCAUUAAUGAAACAAGGCGUUGCCGGCAUUUUAGGGCCAACUUUGGAGCACAACUUCAGAACAGUGCAAUCGAUUUGUGACGAUAAGGACAUCCCCUAUUUAGAUGUAAGAUGGGCUGAUGAUCCCGGAACCCCCACAAUUAAUUUUUACCCAUCUCAAAGCGCGCUGACACGACUCUACGUAGAUGUUAUCGCAGCUUGGGGCUUCGGAGACUUCGUCGUUUUAUACGACAAUGCACAGAGCCUCAGACGAAUCAUGAGCUUUCUCGAGACGUACGACGAGAAACAUAAAAUCGUGUUGCGCCAGCUAGACCAGCCCGACAGCGGAGAUUACAGGCCGGUUCUGAAAGAAGUGAAAAAGACCGGGGUGAUGCAAAUGGUCUUGGACUGUUCGGUGGGGAUUUUGCGGGAGGUUUUGAUACAGGCGCAGCAAGUGGGCCUGAUGUCGGAUAAGCACACGUUUUUUAUCACCAAUCUGGAUUUGCACACGCUGGAUCUGGUGCCGUUUCAGUACGGAGGAACCAACAUUACUGGGAUUCGCAUGUUUGAUCCACAAUCUCCAUCAAUUCAAACGCUCAGUCGUGGUAUUUUUGCUGAUGAAAUACAAAAAGAUCCCGUUUUUGCUAUGCUUGCUCCCUACCGACUACCCCUAGAUGUAGUUCUAGUAAUAGACGCAACAGAAGCAUUCGUCGAGACUUUGAAAGAAAUUCCUGAUGUUGCUAUACCCAUAGACUGCCUGGACAGCGAAAGAUGGCUUUCUGGUUUAACAAUCACAAAUAUAUUGAAAGGAUUUGUUUUUCAGAAGCAGUUUUCCGGUCUCAGUGGAAAAAUAUCUUUCGAUAGUAAAGGCUACAGAAAUAAGUUUGCUAUUGACAUUUUUGAACUGAAGGAAGGAGGAAUAACCAAAGCAGCAAACUGGAGCGACGAACGAUCAGUCCAAAAAAUGAUGAUUACUCGUCCUCCUCAAAUCGAAGAAGAAGAUACCCGAAAAACGUUGAAGGAUACUUCGUUUCGUGUCCUUAUUAGUUUGGUAGAACCAUUUGCAAGGUACAAAAAAGUGAGUAGCGUGUCGUCAUCGAGGAAUGAUGAAUACGAAGGAUACGCCAUAGACUUGAUUCAUGAGUUGUCAUUGAUUGAAGGGUUUAAUUACACUUUCCUUAUCCAAGUUGAUAAAAAAAAUGGGGAGUUUAAUCCUGCUAAAGAAGAGUGGGUAGGCAUGAUAGGUGCUAUAAUAGCAAACAAGGCAGACUUGGCUAUUGCAGACUUAACCAUAACAUCAAGUAGACAAAAAGCGGUAGAUUUUACAACGCCGUUUAUGAACUUGGGAAUAAGUAUUCUCUAUCAAAAACCGAGAAAAGCCCCACCCAGCUUUUUCUCAUUUGCAGACCCAUUCGCGUUAGAAAUUUGGAGACUUUUAGCUCUCGCUUACUUCUCAGUUUCAUUGGUGCUAUUUGUUCUUGGAAGAAUAUGUGCUUCAGAGUGGACAAAUCCUUACCCUUGCAUCGAAGAGCCCGAAUUUUUGGUCAACCAACUGAGUUUACGGAAUUGCUUUUGGUUUGUGUCUGGAAGUAUUAUGCAACAAGGAACAGAAAUUGGCCCCUUAGCUUUAUCCACACGGCUAGUAGCGGGAAUUUGGUGGUUCUUUACACUCAUUAUGGUUUCGUCAUAUACUGCAAACUUAGCUGUUUUUCUGACAAGAGAGACCCCCAUACCUCAUUUUAAUGAUGUCUUCGAAUUAGUACAAAACGCAGAGGCUAAAAAUAUUAAAUGGGGUGCGAAAAAAAGCGGUUCCACGGUGGAUUUCUUCAAUGCUUCGAGAGACCGGUUCGCAGAAUAUGGUCAAAUUUAUGACUACAUGAUGGCACAUGCUGAUGAUGUACUGGUGGAAGAUCCCACUCAAGGUGUAGAGAGAGCAGAACGCGAAAACUAUGCUUUCUUCAUGGAAAUAACAUCAAUAGAAUAUGAGAUUCAAAGACGAUGUAAUUUAACAGGUGUCGGAAGGUUACUCGAUGAAAAGAGCUAUGGAAUAGCAAUGAGAAAAAACUCAACAUACAGAAACGUCUUAAGUCGAGCGAUUCUGCGGCUACAACAUUCCGGAAAACUGACGGAGUUGCAGAGAAAGUGGUGGGAAGAGAAACGUGGUGGGGGUUUCUGUGAAAGUCAAGAUUCUCAAAUGGAAGCUACUGCGUUAAAUCUAACGAGUGUUGGUGGUGUGUUUUGGGUUACAAUUGGAGGCGUUAUUCUAGCAGUCGUAUUAGUAGUUGCUGAAUUAAUUUUACAUGUGGUCAAGGUUUCCAUACAAACAAAAGCGCCGUUCGGACAACUGCUUGUGGAAGAAUUCCGAUUUUAUUUUAAAUUCUCAGGGAUGGUGAAACCUGUACCUAGGGCGCAGUUGGAAAUGGCUAGCAGAAAACCGAGCGAGGAAAGAUUGUCACGGGUGAAUAAUUAGUUUGAAAGUAUUUAUAUUAUUAUGAAUGUUCCUACUAUAUUAAAUUUAUUUUUGUU
Molecule: messenger RNA, 2972 nt
Organism: Zophobas morio
Lineage: Eukaryota; Metazoa; Arthropoda; Insecta; Coleoptera; Tenebrionidae
Product: glutamate receptor ionotropic, kainate 2-like
Exons: 13
Coding region: 217-2916 (899 amino acids)
Biological process (GO): modulation of chemical synaptic transmission; monoatomic ion transport; synaptic transmission, glutamatergic
Cellular component (GO): postsynaptic density membrane; plasma membrane
Molecular function (GO): glutamate receptor activity; transmitter-gated monoatomic ion channel activity involved in regulation of postsynaptic membrane potential
Source: RefSeq, a predicted model, not a curated record